UGAUGGUUGGGAGAGGGGGCUGGCAGCCCAAAGCCAGCUGAAGAAUUUGCUGCGGUUACCCCAGGUGACUCCCUGCCUCUCCCCACACCUUAACCUCAUUGUCGUGAAAGCCAAGCAGUUAAUUGUUUAGCAGGAAUUAAAGCAAUUGUGAGAGUUAUUUGCCGGGUUGAGAGGCUUUAGCUCACAAGCUGGAAUUUUUGACUCAGGAGUAAAAACUGUAGAUUCUUUGUCUCUUUUUAUCAAGUUUCUGGAUAAAUGGCCGGACAGCAGAGUUUUGGAGGUUUUGACAUAGCUCAACAAAAUCAUUAUUACUGGUACUGGCAAAGAGUGAACCCGAAGUUCCAGCCCCACCAGGGUUACCCGGCUGGCAGCGGGUAUGAGCAGCAGCACAGCUGGUGUCCUCUUUCUGGCUGCAGCUGUGGCUGUGCAGUGAAUGGAAGUGAACACAACCUUUCUGCGCGUGGGACCUCUGGACGCCCCGCGGAAGCUUCGGUGACGCCCGAGGAAGCCACAGCUCUGGCAGAAAACCAAGAUGAAGACCUACUAGAAGAUCCCAAUCUCUAUUUGAAUAUUGAGGAAUUAAACAAAGAGUUUAUGGUGAAAAGUGAAGAACUCUACGACUCUCUCAUGAAUUGCCACUGGCAACCUCUAGAUACAGUUGACUCUACAAUCCCAGAUGAGACCCCACAGAAGCCAGAUGUUUGUUAAGCUACCCAACUGUCAUAUGAACUGUAUCCUGUUUGUUUUUGUUUUUCAAAAAAAUAAAAAAUUCUCCCAGGAAUAUACUGGGUUCUGUAUGACAAGACAAA
Molecule: messenger RNA, 809 nt
Organism: Miniopterus natalensis
Lineage: Eukaryota; Metazoa; Chordata; Mammalia; Chiroptera; Miniopteridae
Gene: C9H6orf52
Product: chromosome 9 C6orf52 homolog
Source: RefSeq, a predicted model, not a curated record